AGGAUCUAUUUGCCCCCGUGCCUCUCCGUCGCGCGUGUGCACCUGGUGCCAUUUGGCCACGGCAGAAGCGUCUCCAAUUAUCCAGGAGCACACACAUCCCUGGAUUUCUCUGCGCCGUGUGCCUCCAGAUCCACAUUGAUUUUAAAGCAAUGCGCGAUCAAUGCGGACAACACGAGAAAGUGAAGCGUGAAUGCGCCAUGAUUGAAUUGUAUUUGCGCACAAGUUUGCGCACGGACACCAAACAAACAACAGGUAGAGGGGGGAUCUCAUCCUAGAAACACUCCAAUAUGUAGGGAAUAAUGUGGAUGUUGUGACUGGGAAGGUCUCUGACUGUGUGUCUUCACGUGACAAUGUGAAAAAAUGAUCAUUCACCUCACAACAGGCGCGCUGCUGUCUCUCCCGGUCCUCCUCAGUCCCCCUUCUAGACCUGUAUCUGACGAGUGGGCCGCCUGCCACACACGCCCUGCUUCACUUUCUCUCCCCUUUCGCACUCGGCGGACGUUAAUGGGAAAUAAUCGGCAAGUUUGAGCAGAGACAUGGUGGCGGCGGCCGCUCGCUUCAGCACGCUGGACAGCGCUCGUGGAAGUUGGGAGAGGACGGCGGCGCGCGGACGCACGGGGAUUUAAUUGGAAAAAUGAACUCGGGGAGCUGCUGGAGAGAUGAGCGACGGGGUGACCAUGGUUGAUUUUAACGGCUUAUCAUCGACAACAGGCGCAGGUAACCCGAGAGGGCACUUUCCGGAGUGAGACAUGGACUUUGCUGAAAUAAUCUUCGCGUUGUUCAUCGUCGUGGUCGCGGUCGUCUCGCUGCUGUCAAACUUGUUGGUGCUGCUAUGUUUCGUCCACAGCACCGAGAUACGCCGGCAGGUGCCCGGUGUUUUCACCAUGAACUUGUCUUUCUGCAACAUACUCAUCACUGUUUUGAACAUGCCGGCCACUCUGGUGGGGAUUAUCAGGGAACAGCAGCCUUUCGGGGAUUGCAUUUGCCACGCGGUGAGCUUUCUGGAGACUUUUCUGACCGCGAACACCAUGUUGAGCAUGGCAGCUCUCAGCAUCGACCGGUGGAUUGCGGUGGUCUUCCCGCUCAGCUACUCCACUAAAAUGCGCUACAAGGACGCGCUGAUCAUGGUGUGCUACUCCUGGCUCCACUCCUUCACCUUCUCCCUGACCGCGCUGCUCUUCUCCUGGGUCAACUACAGCCACGUUUACGCGUCGUGCACCCUGCAGCCGAGCGAGGAGGGCAGCGACAGGAUUAAGUUUACAGUCUUCACAGUCGUUUUCCACGCCACCAGUUUCAUGCUCUCCCUGCUCAUCCUGUGUUUCACCUACCUGAAGGUGCUGAAAGUCGCCAGGUUUCACUGCAAGAGGAUUGACAUUAUCACCAUGCAGACUCUGUUCCUGCUGGUCGACAUUCACCCAAGUGUGAAACAAAGGUGUUUAGCUGAGCAAAAGAGGAGAAAGCAGAGAGCCACAAAGAAGAUCAGCAUCUUCAUCGGCUCAUUCGUCAUCUGCUUUGCUCCUUAUGUAAUUACAAGGUUGGCCGAGCUUCUACCUUUCGUGGACAUCAACCGCCACUGGGGAAUCAUCAGUAAGUGCCUGACAUACAGCAAGGCUGCGUCCGACCCCUUCGCCUACUCCCUCCUACGUCAGCAGUACAAGAAAGUCCUGGUUACUGUCGUCAACAGGCUGCUCCGUCGUGACCUGUACCCCUCGUCUGGCCAUAACAGCUCUUUAGACACAGAGAACGACUACUGUCUCCAGAGGAUCAGCUAAUGGCAAACGCGCGGACAUGACAGAUACACACUACAAGCCAAAAAUAAAGGUUGUCUCUUGGAAGAAGGUGGGCGAAGGAAAUAAGUGAGGAGAGAGAAGGAGAGGACGAAGGGAAAAAAGAGAGCAGAUAGAGGGGACAGACUGUGGGCGGGGGGCGAAGAGAGAGCAAAAAAUAAGGAAGGUGGUGGGUGGAGAAGAAUGAGAAGACAGUAGCCAGGGGGAGGACGAACGGGUGAAGGGGAAGACAGAUAGGGAGCGACGGGGACGAUGCGGAAGACACUGGCAUCAGCGAGUAUUGGUAAACAAGGGAUCUGUGAUUCAUAGGCGAUGGCAAAACACACAAAAGCACACACAGAUCAGACCAAUCAAUUUCACAGAAUAUGUCACAGGUUCAGAUUCAUCUCAAACUGAAGGUCCACACUGCUGGAGACAGUCUUCUCUUUGAGGGACACGUAUAAAGUGGCCUUUUGUACUGUACCAACCACUUUGUAAUGAUUCUGUCACAUCCACACAGAGUGACCUUUCUACUGCCACAAAAUGCAGGGACAGAGCUUGAAGCUCAUGGUCGAUAGGCGUUGGAGUGAAGAUGUGAAAAGAAGGAAAGACUACGUUGUUCCUGCCACUGGAUAAUGUACCCUCAGUGUGGAGAAACAACCGCUGCACAUUAUCGCCAUGUCCUGUAUUGACCAUGUUAGACUACUUUGCAGUGUCAUGUCAGUCACUGAAUAUUGAUGCACUUUGUCCAAUUCUCUCAGAGCUACUAUAGUUACAGGAGCCAAAGGCAAAUAUAAUUUUCACCAUGAUAUUAAAAGAUGAGGCUGGUGAUAUUCUGUAUGUUUGUUAUUGUUAACAAGCGCCACGAAAAUACCAAAAUCAACAAUGUGUUACUUUGUAUCUCAAUACUUUCUGACUCCCCCAAAGCUCAUUGAUUCCUGCUGAACAUUUAUAUAUUUUUAGAUCUUUGUUUCCCCCAUUGUUGCCUUUAUUUUAGGGUGACAAUAGAAAUACAGACAGUUAAUGAAUCCCCAAAUAUAUGAAUCUUAAAACAUGGGUCAUCAAUAUAUACUUAAAAGGUUUCAUAAUUCACAUUCUGGGCUCUGUCUAGCUACUGAAACUGGAGAAAAUAGUGCAUUAUGUUGGGACUGUUUUCAGAUGCAUAAUACACAUUUAGUGCACUGGUGAGUAUUUAUGGCAGCAGUACAGGAAAUGUUUGUUUUAAAGUAAACUACAAUGCAACAGUGUGGCUCAUUGAUGCAUUUUUUAAUAGUUUUUGGACAACUGAAAAACAAAGACCAGCCCACGUAAGUAAGAAAAUUAGUUUAUUUGAAUGCCAGGUGUAGUGUUAGUCUGCAAAGCAUCUUAGAUUUGACUCUAGUUUCAUUUAAUUAAAUCCAACUCUCUUGUGAAUUAAACCAGCGUAUUCACAAGUCCAGGAGGCAUGGAUGAUGUGAUUGAGAGUUUAUUUGAGGAUUGCGAUCAGUGGCUACACGGACAGGAAGGAAGAUUAAAUAAUUUUUUGGUUUUUUUCAUGAGAUUUGUUGACAAUAAGAAAAACAGACCACCUGAUUUCUCCUUUUAAAGUGUGAGUUUGUAACUGAAUGUACUAGAGUUAGCCCACUUUUGACUGAAAUGCAUUUGUACAACUGUGCUUUGUUUUGCCAGUUGACUGGAGAAAAUGUUUCUAUGGAUAUUUACAUGAUGUUAUUAUAUAUUUUGCACUGUACAGGAACAACUUUUUGUCUAGAUAAAGGGGGAGCAAUGUGAUGUAGCAUAGGAAGGUUUCAAAGUGCUUUAAACACACCGUUUUGUGUUUGUGCCAGAUUUGAAUAUGUGACUUUUUUCAGCUGUUCACUACUUUAACCAGAAUAGCUGCUUUAUUAUUAAAAUCUGUUUCUCUGGAUGUACUUUAUGCACAUGUAUUUUUCCUCCUGUGUGCCACUUGCUGUUCUUUGGCAGUGUGAUUAGCUAUUAGUGGAAUCUGUGCAAUAAAAGCUGUCAAUUACAAAGCUAUUAAAAAAUAUUAAUGUUU
Messenger RNA from Dicentrarchus labrax (European seabass), 3801 nucleotides. Its product is annotated as G-protein coupled receptor 26-like. Lineage: Eukaryota; Metazoa; Chordata; Actinopteri; Moronidae. The transcript has 3 exons. The record is from RefSeq and is a predicted model, not a curated record. Gene Ontology annotation, cellular component: membrane. Gene Ontology annotation, biological process: adenylate cyclase-activating G protein-coupled receptor signaling pathway. Gene Ontology annotation, molecular function: G protein-coupled receptor activity. The coding region runs from base 750 to 1772 and encodes 340 amino acids.